Colletotrichum chrysophilum is the source of this 1443-nucleotide messenger RNA. RefSeq lists its product as uncharacterized. Lineage: Eukaryota; Fungi; Ascomycota; Sordariomycetes; Glomerellales; Glomerellaceae. The transcript has 2 exons. Gene Ontology annotation, molecular function: oxidoreductase activity. The coding region runs from base 1 to 1443 and encodes 480 amino acids. Gene Ontology annotation, cellular component: cytoplasm. The record is from RefSeq and is a predicted model, not a curated record.
AUGACGGGCGCAACGCUGCGGGAGGGCCAGGCCGAUCUCCCCUCGACUAAGAGCACCCGCUCAUACUGGCACCGCGAGCCUUCCGAAGCGCUCCUGGGCCAUCGCACGACUAAGAGCUUACCUCCGACCGCGGAUGUGGUCGUCGUCGGCAGCGGUAUCACAGGCGCUUUCGCCGCCAAAGAGCUGAAGGAGGGGAGUGACGGGGCGAGCAGGAACGUGUUGUUGCUUGAGGCCAGGGAGGUCUGCUGGGGAGCUACUGGACGGAACGGUGGCCACUGCCAGCCGGUAGUAUAUGGUCCCUCCACCGCCAUAGCAGACUUUGAGCUGCAGACGUACAACUACCUCCGCGAUCUCGUCACCGCCAACGCCAUCCCCUGCGACUGGGUCUCCCUCCGCGGCGUCCAUGCCCUUCUCACCGCGGACCUCGUCGCCAAGGCCGCCGACGCCAUCGCUGUCCUCCCACCUCACCUCAAGAGCGCCGUACGCCUCGUCACUGAUGCGGAAGAGCUGAAGACGCUACGGGUGCCAGGAGCCGCGGGCGCCGCCGUGCAGGAGAAUGCGGCGAGUUGCUGGCCGUACAAACUUGUCGCAUGGGUGUUUGAGGACCUCAUCUCAAAGUUUGGAGGAGGGCAGCAGCAGUCUGCAGGCGAAGGCGGAUGGUUCAACCUGCAGACCAACACGCCCGUCACGCGUCUCCAACGCCUGGAUGGCGCCGGUGACGACGGAGCGUCGUGGAUUGUACACACAGAGCGCGGGCAGGUGGCCGCGAAGCAGGUCCUGCUGUGCUCCAACGCCUACACGAGCCGUCUGCUCCCCGCCUUUUCGAACCUCAUCGUGCCGGUGCGUGGCCAGGUCGCCGCGCUGCUGCCGGAACCGCGCGCCGAGAUAGAGCGGAGCUACGUCUUCAUGGCCAGCUCCUCGGGGUCGUCGCCAAACCAGGACGACUACCUCAUCCAAAGGCCUUCCCCUGGUCUGGAGAUGAUCCUAGGGGGAGGAAGGGCGAACGGCACAGCCAGAGGAGUGGGUAUCUCGGAUGACGACGAGGUCGACCCGGUCGUUGCCUCGUACCUGCGGCGAGCGGGGGCCAAGAACAUUGACCUCCAGGGCGAUGGUGAGCAGCCGACGGACCCGGAAGAGCUCAAGGCGAGUUACGAGUGGACGGGCAUCAUGGCCUUCUCGCGUGACGGGCGGCCGUGGGUCGGCGAGGUCCCGGCGGGCGAUGUGCUCGGCGGCGGGGCCGGGCUGUGGGUUUGUGCUGGGUACACCGGACACGGGAUGCCCCAAGCCGCGCUCUGCGGGCGAGCCGUGGCCGGCAUGAUGGCCGGAACGGAGAACGGGAUCCAAGUACCUGGAGAUUUCGUGGUUGGGGAGGAGAGGGCGCGACGGGCCCAGGCUAUGCCUAGCAUCAAGGAGAUGGACGACCUGGACAUGUUCUUGCUGUAG